Messenger RNA from Orycteropus afer afer, 279 nucleotides. It is a transcript of the gene GNRH1, whose product is annotated as gonadotropin releasing hormone 1. NCBI's taxonomy places the organism in Eukaryota, Metazoa, Chordata, Mammalia, Tubulidentata, Orycteropodidae. The record is from RefSeq and is a predicted model, not a curated record. Gene Ontology annotation, molecular function: gonadotropin hormone-releasing hormone activity. Gene Ontology annotation, biological process: multicellular organism development. Gene Ontology annotation, cellular component: extracellular region.
AUGGAGCUGAUUCCAAAACUUCUAACUGGAUUUGUUCUGCUGACUUUAUGUGUGGUGGCCUGCUCCAGUCAACACUGGUCCUACGGAUUGCGCCCUGGAGGAAAGAGAAACGCUGAAAGUCUGAUUGAUUCUUUCCAAGAAAUAGCCAAAGAGGUUGAUCAACUAGCAGAACCUCAACAUUUGGAAUGCACCAUUCACCAGCUGCGCUCUCCCCUCAGGGACCUGAAAGGAGCUCUGGAAAGUCUGAUUGAAGAGGAAACUGGGCAGAAGAAGAUUUAA